Molecule: messenger RNA, 4213 nt
Organism: Procambarus clarkii (red swamp crayfish)
Lineage: Eukaryota; Metazoa; Arthropoda; Malacostraca; Decapoda; Cambaridae
Source: RefSeq, a predicted model, not a curated record
AAUGAAGGUCACCACGUAUCAGUGUAAACUAGUGAAGGUUACUUCCCUUCAGUGUAAACCCGUGAAGGUCACUCCCCAUCAGUAUAGACUCGUGAAGGUCACUCCCCAUCAGUGUAGACCCGUGAAGGUCACUCCCCAUCAGUGUAGACUCGUGAAGGUCACUCCUCAUCAGUGUAGACUCGUGAAGGUCACUCCCCAUCAGUGAAGACCCGUGAAGGUCACUCCUCAUCAGUGUAGACGUGGGGGUGGACUGCGUCUUCCUGUGUCAAGCACGGCAACUGCUUGAAGAUCGUGAUUACGGAUGUGUUGGCUUCUUAAGAUAAGCCUAUAUAUUUUUUACAGUGAUAUGGCCUAAAAAACAGGACGAUAGAGCCAAAAUUAAAUCCUUUCCAAAAUACUAGACAAGAACAAUGGUAAAGUGAAGGGAAUAGAGAACAGAGAUCGUGGUGAGAUGUUCCAAGGUUAAGAAGAACAAGGAGGAGGAGGAGAACAAGAAGAAAGGAAGAAGGAAGAGCAGAAUAAGAGACAGUGAAGAAGAACGGUGCGUGCGGGUGGUGGGUGAUCCAGGGGAAGAGGGGCUCCUCUUGGAGCACUUGAGUGCUGGAGACCUCGGCAAGAACCCAAAGUGUUGAGGAUUGUGUCCUCGGUGAGGACGCAUGUGAGGGACGGCGGCGAGGGUGGCGUGGAGGUGUUGGUGGCCGCGUGGUGAGGGCAUGAUGGUGCCGUGAUGGUGAGCGGCAGGUGGUGCGCGACCUCGCCUGCCCCCUGCUGCUGCUACCUCCCGCACGGCGCCGCCCCUCCCGGCCUCUGACAAUGCGGUCGACUCCGCGGGCUGGUGGGGGCGGCGGCGGCGCCUUGACCUCGUCUGCGUCCUCAAGCAGAAGUACCUGCGGUUCCAAGUGACUAGGAUUGGGGACGUCCCGACGGGGGGGGCGUGGCCCCCCUAACGGCGGGGGGCGCGCCUCUGGCCGCUAUGUGCGGGGUUGUCUCCGCGUGGUGCAGGUGAGCGCGCGCUACCUCAUCUCCGCCAGUCGCGCACCUUCCACCAUGAUGCGAUCGAAAAAAAAGGAAGGCAACCUUAAGCCUUCCCGCAAGCUAGAUAAGCGGUCUAGCCGCGGGGUUAUGUUCGAAAACGAAGAGCUGCGCAUGCGUACUAUAGAGAUCAACGCCGAGGUGGACCGCGGUCAGUCAGAUCUACGCAAGCUCAAGAGAGAAAACGAAACUCUGAAGCAGCAGGUGUGGACGCUGCGCGACGAGUACGACAAACUCGAGAACUUUGUGAAAAAUAUGGACGGCGAUAGUGAUGACGACGACGAUGAUGACGAUGACGAUGAGGAGGACGAGCUGGAGCAGAGGCUCUGCCGGGGCAAAAUUAACGAGGAGGAAGGGGAGGACGAGGACGAUGAAGAAGCGAACGUAGAAACAGAUAAUUUAGAAAAUUUACAAAAAGUGUAUAGUGGCAAAAUGCGGAGUGUAGAAUAUACCAUGCGUCAGGCGGCGACCAUGGAGAGUGGGCUGGCGGGGGGCUGCAGCCAGGCUCAGUGUGCGGGAGUGCCAGCCGGAGCCGCGUGUGCCGCCCCAGUAGACGGCCUGGCCCAGCCGGGGUCGGUGCGGGUGUGCCUCCCCGACGACACACCUGCUUUCGGCGAUGUCGGGGAGGGGGGUGCGUCGCCCCCAGACCCCCUUCAGCCCAUAACUACUGAAACCUAUUUAUCUCAAACUGACCAUUUCAAUCUCGAUCAACUUCUUGAUUUCGCUUCCUCAUUUCACUACGAUAGGCGGAAGCACCUCGCAGAGCCGCUGGCGAUGGCUCUACCGCCCGAGGAGGAGCGACCGCCCUCUCCCUCCAGGGACAAGGUGAUCCCUGACCCUUCCUACUCCACCGUCAGGCGGCGCUCAGCAACUGUCAUCGAGAAACUGAAGGGGAGUGCCAGUAGCGGGGCUCUGGUGAAGGAGGUGAAGCAACUGUCUUUGUGUAAGGACGGUGCCACGAACCCAGUGCCCGUGAGCGAGUCCCCGGAAGUGACACACACUACGACAGUUAACUACACACGAUCUUCCUAUUUCUUCUCCGGUCCUUUGAAUGGCAGUCGGAGUCAGUCUCUAGGCACUGGCCUCAACUCUGCUGCCAGUGUCACUCGGCCCCCUAGCAGCCCCGCCGGCCCCCUCUACUCCUCCAGCAGUGCCUGCAACAUUGGCACAUCUUCCUCGCUGGAUGCUGGGCUGCCUCUCGUGUCCGUCUUCAACCCGCGGGCCUCUCUGGUGCGUCUCAAUAGCAUAGAACCCAAUACUCUGAUGGUGUCCGUGGCUGAAAUGCCUCAGCUGUGGGACAUUACCACACAAGAAAUAAUAGACGAGCUUGAACAGCAGGCGGAAGGAACGUUGCACUCCAUCCGCGGUGUGCGCGUGGUAGGUCGCGCAGCUUACAUCAGCCUGGGACGUCGCGACGCCCUCCAGCAGCUGCUGAACCACGGCCUCACCGUCCGUGGAGGCAAGGUACCACUCAUUGACAUCACUCGUGAGUCCAUCGUCCUAGCGCUCACGGGCGUCCCUCACUACAUCGCCGACGCCACCCUCGUCAUCCUCCUUUCGGCCUUCGGCACGAUCAUUGGCGAGCUCGAGCGGCGGUUCUACAAAGGCGUGGACACAGGCGAGCGGUUCGUGCGGAUGAAGCUCAAGAAGCACGUGAAGCUGCCCAAGUACGUGACUGUUGGGGGGUGUCGCAUCGUGCUGACGGUGCACGGGCGCGAUGCCCCCGCGCAGCUGCACGUGCCGGAGUGGGGAGGCGCCAAGUUGUCUCCCGCGCCUCCACCCCCGCCCCACUCGGCCCACGGCCCGCAAGCCACCGAUCCCUCCCACACAGACCUCACCACCCCGGUCUCCCCGGACUCAGGUCAGUGUUCUGAACCAUCCUCGAGUGAUAAGUCCUGUGAGCGUAUAGAGGGGCGGGACGGGGUGGUCCGCGUAGAGGCCGGCGCACAAAAUGAUUCUCGAAUGACCACUAAGGCGUCUAAGACUUUUUCCAGCAGGUGUAUAGUAAACCUGAAGCUGCCGGAAAGACCAGCGGCGGCAACUGCGAUACCCCGCGUACGCGACAACGUGAAUCCGCGGGACCCGGUUGGUCCAUGCCAGAGUGGGGGCGGCCUGGUGGUCAGUACUGGCACGCCAUCCACGCCGAUGGCUGCUGGGCAUGUGCUGCGGGCGGGGUCGUUGUACCGGGGUACUCGAGGCCCGGACCCGCCCUCCACCACGGCGGGUACCGGGGGCAAUUCUCCGAUCAUUUCCAGGAGACUUUCGCGCCUCGGCAUGGAUUGCCGCCCACCCGAGUCGCCACGCCCACGUCCCAACUCUGUGGUGUUCGAGGAGCAGCCGCGGGAGGUGCCGACGGCAUCCCGUGCGCUCUUGACGCCGCAGUAUCACUCCCACGUGGUGGCCUCCUCCUCCGGCCCUAUGCCUCUCGCCAACGGCAUCCUGCGCAAAGCCUCUGGGUCAGAGCAGGAGGCGCUGCUCCCUGCCAGCCAGCGCUGUGCCGCCUCCAUCAGAAACAGACUAAAAAUAGGUCGCAGCAUGUCGUACGACGCAGGUAAACAGAAACUAGCCGCCGAGAAAGAAAAGAAAAAACUGAACAAAAUGGAAAGCAUUAGUGAGAAUACAAUCAAUGACGAUGUGAGUGACAUCACGCCCCUGGGCGCCGGGGCUCGAAGAGACUCCGAGAAGAGCUCCGUCAGUGCCAACAGUAAGAGCAGCACCAACACCACCAAAAAGAAGGAGCCGGCAAUAGACCUGCCGUGGUGUGGCUGCUGGGGCAACGGUUGUUUCUAGUGCGUAGCAUUCACUGGUACCAGUUCCAUCCUUUAUAUUUAUCGUUAUUUUCUAGUCAAUACUUCCUCGCUCCCAACGUUACCUAGUCUUCAUCAAGUAGUGGAUUAGUCUUGGGCAGAGUCCAGAAACACACGUCUUGGCUGAGUCGUUGUAUAUAUCAUGUCCUCUGAUCAAUGCCACAUUUACCAUGUUUAAUUUUACACCAUUGUCAGCAAUCAGAACACUGCAACCAGUCAUUGUGUUGAAAUAUCACAUGAUUAUAUCAGCAAAUCUAAAUAAUAUUGUUUAUUGUAUUUGUAUUCCAUGAAUGCAAUAAGUGUUCAUUAUAUACAUAUAUUAAUAAAAGUGUUCAUCAUAUAUAUAUAUAUAUAUACGUUUAUAUUAUAUAAUA